AUGAAAUCGAAAAAUAAUUCUUGCUACGACAAUGACACUGGAGGUGGAAAUAAUAAUGGAUGUGGUGGCGGUAACGGAAAAAAUAACAAUGUAACUUUUAGUGCUGAAUAUAAUUUACCAGCUCAGCAAACUGUUCAGAAAACUACUGGAACAGAGUGUAAUGAUAAUGGCUCAAAUUCUCAGACAAAAAUACAAAAUAAAGUGCCUAUAAAAACAAAUACUAAUCCCAUUGUUUCCAUAAAAUAUUUGAUAUCCACUUUGCAAACUUCUUCACAACAUCCAUUACAACCACUUUGGAUGAUUCUUCCGUAA
This is a messenger RNA of Ambispora gerdemannii, 312 nucleotides long. Lineage: Eukaryota; Fungi; Glomeromycota; Glomeromycetes; Archaeosporales; Ambisporaceae. The record is from the annotation of a GenBank genome assembly.